Messenger RNA from Arabidopsis lyrata subsp. lyrata, 1651 nucleotides. RefSeq names its product DNA primase small subunit. The record is from RefSeq and is a predicted model, not a curated record. NCBI's taxonomy places the organism in Eukaryota, Viridiplantae, Streptophyta, Magnoliopsida, Brassicales, Brassicaceae. Bases 108 to 1463 code for a protein of 451 amino acids. Gene Ontology annotation, biological process: DNA replication, synthesis of primer. The transcript has 17 exons. Gene Ontology annotation, cellular component: alpha DNA polymerase:primase complex.
CGCUAUUCCAAAAUCUCCCAAAAGCUCAAGUUCCAUCAAAAUGCCACAAUUUUUCUAAUCAACAUUGUUCUCCGUCAAGCUUCUCCUUCAAAAUUCAUAGUGAAUCGAUGACGAGAGAGGAGAUUGAAAACAAUGGUGAAGAUAUGAUGAUUGAUGACCCAAAACCCAAAAUCGAAAACGAUUUCAAUGUUCAUUACCUCCGGAUUUACUACGGAAAUCUGUUUCCUUACACUGAUAUUCACAAAUGGCUUUCUUAUGGACAUGAUGGGAAACAUCCUGGUUGUGAUGAAUACUACUUUGGUAGAAGAGAAUUCUCGUUUACGCUUGAAAAUGAUGUUUAUUUGCGGUAUAAGUCUUUUAAGAAUGCUUCAGUUAUGGAAGAUGCAAUCAAAUCGAAUUUUCCUUACAAGAUUGAUAUUGGUGCUGUGUAUAGCGUUGAUCCAGAUAAGAGACAUGCUUAUGCACAUAGUGGAACCAAUUUGUUUACUCCAGUGGAGAGGGAGUUAGUCUUUGAUAUUGAUAUAACAGAUUAUGAUGAUGUUAGAUACUGUUGCUCUGGAGCUGAUGUUUGCUCCAAAUGUUGGCCUUUAAUGACAGUUGCUAUCAAAGUCAUUGAUACUUCCUUAAGAGAGGAUUUUGGUUUCAAACAUAUUCUCUGGGUCUUCAGUGGACGUCGUGGAGUUCACUGUUGGGUUUGUGAUGCUAAAGCUCGAAGGUUGACUAAUGAGCAAAGAUCAGCAGUUGCUGAAUACUUCCGUGUUUAUAAGGGAAAUGAAAACAAUGCAAAAAAAGUCGAUCUUAUGGGUCAUUCUCUUCAUCCGUUUCUUGCGAGAUCAUAUGUGGACUUUCUUAAGAAUUUCUUUGAGGGUGAGUUACAAGCAAAUCAAAGUUUAUUCUCAAGCGAAGAAAAAUAUGAGAAGAUACUUGGGAUGAUUACAGAUGAAGAUAUUCAAGCAGACCUCAGAGGAAAGUGGGAGAAUUCUGCGAGAUCAUCUCUAUCAGAAGAAGCCACCAGCCGUUUAAGGUGGGAGCAGCUUAAAAAAAGGCUUCAAUCGAAGAAAAACAAGGCUCUAUCACUGCGGACAUGCGUAGAAGAAAUUGUCUUCACCUUUACGUAUCCUCGAAUUGAUUUGGAGGUUUCAAAACAAAUGAACCAUUUGCUUAAAGCACCCUUCUGCGUCCAUCCCAAAACAGGUCGUGUAUGUGUUCCUAUUGACCCGAAUAACUGCGAUGAGUUUGAUCCAUUGGCAGUUCCAACUCUUUCACAGUUAAUUGAAGAAAUCAAUUCCGGUGGCCUCAGAAUGGAUGUGGAUGAUGAUGAUUCAGAUAGAAGUUUACUUGGGAAAUCAAUCAAGUUCUUCAGAUCCUCAUUCCUAGAACCGUUACUAAAAUCAUGCAAGGAAGAAAUAGAGAGUUCAUACAAAACCAAAAUUGCUAAGACUAAGGAUUCAUUCAGCUGGUGACUAAGGUAUUGAGUUUAAUGCAGUUUAUAGUCCGCUUAUUUCAGUCUUAGUUUUGAUUUCAGUUUGUAAUGUACAAGCUUCACUAAGCUUUAUAAUCUAUCAGUAGAGUCUCUUUAUAUUGUUGUGAUGUUUCCUAAGAAAAUUAUUGCUUUUAAGCGAGUGAUUGAAUAUAUUUAUAUGAUUAUGAA